CUAUAAAGUGCUAUUUCCAUAUAUACAUUUCUUUUAUUAAUAGUAUCGUGCCCUGCUACACGUCGACAGGUGAACAGUUGUGGUAUCGUUAGGUAGUAUAAUCGUCACUAUGUUAUUAAGGUGCGGUCCGCGAAUGCAGGCACGUGGCCUGUUGGCCAUAAACACUUGCCGCUGCCGUUCAUCAAUCCGAACUCUAACUACAGGCAAAGAAGGUGAAGAUAAAGGCGCAAAAGACAAAGACUCCACUGAUGGAGCUAUGGAUAUGCUAACAGCCAUGCUGGAAAACAGUCAUAGUAACUCCAAAUCGGCCGGCUCGACCAAAGUAUCGCCGAAAAUCUCUUCGACAGGUGCGUUCAAAACUGAAGAGGGCGAUAAUGAAGAUGAUGGAGCGAUCAAUCUUUUGGCAUCCAUGCUGGAUGAAGAUAAAAAAUUAUCAAACGCUUCCAAAAGAUCGCCAAGCAAAGCUAGUAACGAAGAGCAGGAUAUCCUAGAGACAGCUAUAUUUUCAAAGAAAGCUGACGUCGAAGGAGGGCAGGAUUUUCUUUCCGAUCUUUUGAGCGGAAAGGUAGAGAAGGAGAAGAUAGAACCAGACUCAAUCUUCAAGACAUUGGACGUGCCUUCCAAGAAUAGGUUUAUCAGUCCAACUGCCAGAAAACUAAAAAAAUACGCCUCUGAGGACGAAGAUGGCUGGGUGCCUGAUUGGAACAAGAUUGCAAAGGAGCAGCACAAUCAAAUACCAAAGCCUGAGCGUCCUAAACCCAAGCCUCGACCCGAAUUAGUCGAGGGAGUGAGCAGUGAUGCAGAAGAGGUCGAGGGUGAUCUCGACGAAAAAGAGAAAGUGUGGCUGCAGAAUUUGAUGUCCAAGGUGACGAUUGCGGUAGAACGGAACCCUACGUACAACAAAACCCAGCGAGAAACGAUGAUUAAUAGCUUCAGACAAAUCGAUACGAAGAACAAAAAAACCGAAGCAUAGCCAUGCCUGAUGCGCUAGACUCAUCCAUAAUAGCCGAUGAGGGGCUGUCGGUAACUGAAGGGCACACUGAAUGGUUUCACUGUGAAUAGUUUUGGGCCUUUCAUUGGCCCACUUCUAUUCGAGAAGCCGCAGUGGUGCAACUGUUGUUUUGGAAGCAUGGCUGAUACCAGUGUUCUCGCCCAGAUCGGGACGCGUAGGACAAUUUCGUGCCAGGGUAAAAUUAAAUCCAUAAAAAGUCAAAUGUCCCAGAUUUCACUAGCUUGAAGAUAGGCAAGAUAUCUCCAAUGCUGAGCACAUCUUCCUGUGAUGCAAGG
This is a messenger RNA of Sphaeroforma arctica JP610, 1287 nucleotides long. RefSeq lists its product as hypothetical. The transcript has 8 exons. The record is from RefSeq and is a predicted model, not a curated record. Bases 110 to 973 code for a protein of 287 amino acids. Lineage: Eukaryota; Ichthyosporea; Ichthyophonida.